Molecule: messenger RNA, 4422 nt
Organism: Pocillopora meandrina
Lineage: Eukaryota; Metazoa; Cnidaria; Anthozoa; Scleractinia; Pocilloporidae
Source: the annotation of a GenBank genome assembly
CAUUAAUUACGGGGUCGCAUCGUUGUUUAUCAAAGCUUGAAUCACCAACGAAGAAGACAGUCAACAUCUCAAUUCGUUCUUCUCAAAAUGGACAUGGAAACACAAGAAAACGCAGACUCUGAGGACUUUCGCAAGCGAAUGGCAGUCCCAAGUGGCUUCAGAAACCUGCUCGAGGGCCUGACUGUGGAAAUUUUGCGUUGCCGUCCGGAGAACAUUUAUAAAUUUGCUGCGGAUUAUUUCCAUAAAAAGUUGAAAGAACGCCAAGGUACUUUUGCUUAAAAUACUAUCUCUAAAUUUCUCCUAAGAUGCAUGUUGAUUCCCUUAUUUGCCAUAUCGAUACUGAUACUUACGUUCAAGUUGCUACUUUGCUAGUUAAAAUGGAAUCAGAUGUGAAAACUGCUUGGCAAGUGUGAUCUGUUCAACACCGGCACUGUUACUCAAACAUUCUCAAAUGCCCUUUAAACGCGCGAGUCAACACUGUAUCGACAGCGUGCUUCAAAUCAUCGUGAAAUGAUGAAGCGAAAUCUUUACCACCUUGUGCGCAAUUCAAGCAGUGUUUGGUAGUGUUAAUUAUUUUCAAAAAGCUAUGAAACGUUUAUUAGAGCAUUUUCAAAACACCCCGCUGAGUCAACGAUAGACCUCAGGCCGAAAUUGUAUACAAAUUAGGAGCUACCAAAGAUGGAGGGGGCUAUAAAUUUUACUACAAAGAAUGAAGUUUAGAAAUGGUAUAUUCGGUGUAAUCCUCCACAAAUGCAGCUUUUUCUUCUUGGAAUGAAUACAUGUAAAUAUAGGAAAACCAUACUAUUUUUUAUAUUAUCUAAAAUUCUGUGCAAUUAACUUCGCUCUUUUUCUUGAUAGUCACGCAAAACAUAAUUUCUCUCAAAAAAUUUAAACUCAAAUUGCUAUUUUUGAUGAUCAAUGCUAAAAACUGCUGAAAAAACGCAUUGGAAAUUACAACCUACAGAUCUACCGCUUUGCUAAAGCAAUUAAUUUUCCUAUAAUUCAAGCCAAGUGAAUUAUCUGGAAAAAAAUUAUAGUUUUUAUUUUUUUCCCCUCGAUGAAUAAAUUGCCUAGCUUAGACCUUAUGCGUAAAAUUAUUAAAAUAUUCUCAUUAUUUUACUGCCAUCAUUAUCUUAUUUUUUAUAUUCUUAGCUGGCCCGCCUUGCUCCGAAAACUUUUAUUAAUCGUGAUAAGAUAUUAUCUGGAGGCGCCUUUUCAAUGCGAGAGAGCAGAAUGCUAAUGAAAAAAACCCAGCUACUAUGUACUUAAUAACACCUGCACUAUCUCUAGACACAAUAUGAUUUUCUCAAGAAUCUUAGGAAAAAAAUUAAAAGUUUUGUUAAACUUAAUCCGUUGACGGAAAAAAAUCCUAAACUUUGGGAAGUGUGAAAUCAAACCUAGACUCGAAUUCAAAUCGGUGAUCAAUUCUAAUUAGCGACGAUAAAAUGUUUAUUCAUACUCGGUUUUUUUUUCUUUAAAUAUUUUAAUUGCUGUUCACGAACUGACUCAUAAAGAGAAAAUAACAUACGAUAUUUCCCUUAGCCUCUGACACUGGCCCUCUCUAUCAGAAAAACAUGUUUAAAACUAAGAAGGUAAUCGAAGAAAUGAUCAUUGUAGCAUAAAGCCAAUUCCUUCUUUAUGCCAUACCGCUUGAAGCAGAUGCGUAUGCCUCAUUGAAAGGCCUUUUGUUGUGCAGCGCCAAAAGGCAAUUUAGCAAAUAAAGGAAAUAACUUUUAAAGUUACAAUGCCUGAAAAGCUGAAGGCAUAUUAGCCAGGACAGGAAAUGAAAAUUGCUCAAGGAAGCCGAAACAAUUGCUUUACAAUGUCCUUGAUAGUUUGCAUUAUCGCAUUUGUGUUUCUCUUCUUUUUAUUUUUUGUCUUUUUUCCUUGAUUUGGUUUUUCUUUGUUUAUAUAUUUAUUAUUAUUAUUAUUAUCAUUAUUAUUAUUAAUUUAACUUUCCUUCCAUUUGCGCAGUCCUCCAAUCACCAGAUUUAGUGAAAGCUGCCCUAAACAAUGGAUAAAAAAGAUAAAUUUUGUUGUAUUGUUCAAACUCAUUUUGGCUCAUACAUUUAGUAUUCUUCGAUUUAUGUGGUUUUGCAACUGUCUUGCUUUUCUUUCAGAAAUGAAAAAUUAUUUUAGUGUCAUGACCCGGUAAUUUCAUAAAAAAAAAUGAUGCGCAAUAAUUCUGCACCCUUUGCGGACCUCUGUUGACCCGUAAAAUGUAACGCAAAGAAAUUGUGCGAUUACUAUCAAUGCAAUUUUACCAUAGCAACAUGAAUCUUCCGGACAUACAUUACGAACGUGUGCAUAAUUGUGGUGUAUGUUUUUUUUUCCCGUUUGACACACAGAGAAAGGGUACGAUGAUUGUCUAUUGGGAUCACAGAUAGACGGCUAUUACAGGUAUGAACCUUCUGGGGCCAGUAAAAGAGAACUUGAUAAAGCAGCCACGAAAAUACAGUCAACAUUCCGGGGGCAUAAGGUGAGACAAGAAGCAAAAGCCUUGACGGAGACUGGGAAUGAGGGACAUCGCCAAGAAGAAGAAACAUCAGCAGCCGCUGCAGAAAAUUUUGGCGGGAAAGAACACGAGGCUGCCUCUCGCAUACAAGCUGGUUACCGUGGUUACAAUGCUCGCCAGACAUUAAAGGCGCGAAACCAGGCAGCGACAAAGAUCCAAGCUGGAUAUCGUGGCUACACUGUUAGGAAAGAUUUGGAAGGAGGCGGCAUUUCGAGACCAAAUCGCAAAGAUAGCCCAGUUCCAUGGCGUGGAGAAGAAGAAGCUGCGGCUCUGAAAAUACAGUCAACUUUUCGAGGGCACCGAGCCAGGGAAGCAAUCCGAAGUGAACGGAAUAUGAAUACUAGUGAAAACGAAGGCAAAAUUAUGGCUGCAGAAAGCAGUAAGGAAAACGAGAGAAACCAAAUGGAGAAGAGUUUUAAUGCCGUCAAAGAUGCAAAAAUGGCGAGAGAUGACGCUGCUACCACGAUCCAAUCAAACUAUCGCGGCUACUACACUCGACAGCAGCUGAAGAACAAAAAUACCGCUGCAAUAACCAUUCAAGCUCAUUACAAAGGAUAUAGAGCACGAAAGAUUCGGCGCACCAGAUCUGAAGCUGCCGUCACGAUCCAGAGCUACUACCGUGGUCACAGGACGAGAGAAAGUUUAAAAAAGCGAAGCUCCACCAAAACAUACUUGGAAGUGUCGGUUAGUGACGAGUUCGCGUUGCACCGUGACAGCCGCACAUCGUUCAGUCUUCCCGCAGGAGUGAAGUUCGAGGGGAACUUGGACGAAGACAGCGAUGAGGAGAUUGAUAAAAUGGUGGACAAACUAAAGGCGAUACAGGAGUCCUCUAGUCCAGAUCUUGCAGAUGACAAAGCUGAUAGUUAGAUUAUACAUAGUGCGAAUAUAUACAGCAUGAAUUGUUCAAAGCAUAGGCUGUUUUGAUAGUUACCCUCAUUUUCACAGCUUCUUCGGAUUUAAAUAAAUCUUGCGCGAGCAAACUUUGAAGAAAAAAAUUAGAACAGUUUGCGGGUGAGUUGCUUUACUCCGCAUUGUGAUUGGUUCAAGAAAACCCGUGCCACUCCGUCAGCCACUCCGUCAGCCAAUCAGAUGCAAACUUAGUCGCACGCGUUUUCCCGCGCUUUGGACAGUUUGCUUGAUUUACUUUGACUUUGGCUCUUAAAGGUAUUUUCCUACCUUCUGCCACUGUGAUUACUUAGGUUUCGGAUUUACGACACACAAUCCAAAAGCGCUCAAAUGCUGGAAUAUUAUAUCUGACAAUGAAGUGCUUUUCGUUUGAGAGUUAGAAAAAAAAAAUAAUGAAAUCAAAACCGAGGUCAUCACAACGGCCAGUAAAAAAAAGAGGGAAAGUGUCCAUCAAAAUUCAAAGAAAUAUAGGUCAGCGGUUCGAGCGCAGGGAAACACGAGGCAGGAUUGGCCGCAUCUGAUUGGUUAAAAGGGAGACUAAUCACAGAGUAAAGAACUCCGGAUUCCUCUCGAUAUUCAAUCGUAAAUUGCUCUAUGAGUCUUGGCACAUUGCAAUAUCCUUAAGCGUCAAAAUGGUUGUCAAAAUGUUUCUGGUCAAAACUGCUCAAUUUCUGAAUUAAUUAUAACCAUUGCGAUUUCCUCAAAUGUAAUUGGUGCGUCAGCUGCUUUAUAUAUCACUAAUCACUCUGUACAGUUGUAAUCGGACAGUUGGCUGUGAUCGGACAGCCAAUCACACUAAGUUCACUACGCUAAAUCCACCAAUCACAGAAUUGAUCACAAUAACCAUAGCAACAACCACUCACCCUGAAAAGCAAAACUGGGAUAUUUCCAAAUUUUUUGCUUUAGACAUUGUCCCUAAUAGAGAUGUUUAUCCUAAAUGUAUUUUAUUUUUCGGAAAUUGUUGUGGCUAUGAUUAAUGGUAACAGGAUUUCAUGUCGUCC